UGGACAAAGGAUUUACGUUUUUCUCCCUUUCUUACCCUCUCAUCGUCUGGAGAAUGUAUGGAGGAAGAAUACGUGGAAACCUCAGAUCCUGAAGAAAUCGGAUAUCAUUAUGUUUGGAGAAAGUCUGGUAACGGACAACGCGUUUUGGACACUGUCAGAGCGCCCUUUGGGACCGUGAGCAAGCGUGUCAGGCUUUCUCCUGUCAGUCCGACACAGGAUUCGUGUUCAGUUGACACCUACGUCAAUAGCGAAGAUAACGAAGUGCCUAUGGAUUCUGACGCGUCCCAAGACCCACUUUUGAUCCAGACAGCCAGUACACCUCCAGAAACAGAAUUAAUGGAAUAUACGGACCCGUUGACACCAACCACGAGCAUCUUAUCUGUUCGCCGUUUUCAGUUAUCUUCCCCCUCAGGCUCACAUUCCCCUCCAAACUCUCAAGAUCCUCUCCGAAUGUCUCCCCAAAGGUCGAAGGAUCCCUUCGAGCCCGAAGCCCCUGUCUUAGCAAUUCCGGCGUCGCCCUCAUCCCCCAGACAACCUGCAGAAGACGGAGACGGUUUAAUGCUAUUUUCACCCGCAUCACCCCUCUCUUCACCCCCGCCCUCACCUAACUCUCCUCGGAAUAUUCGUCAAAGGCAAACUUUGGAGAGAAGUCCUUCUCCCAUACAGGCUUUGGACUUAAACGCCCCUUCCCCCGAGCCUCAAGGCCGUAGCCCCCGUAAGGAAUCUGGACUUGUCGAUGGUAUAUCGCAUAUCGAUCCCUCAAGAGAUCCACCCCGAUACACCCUUCGCCAGCGCACAAAACGGCAAGAAAAACCGUACUUGUUCGACUUAGCUGAAUACAAGACUAUUCUACGGCACGUUCCCGAGGCGAUUGUCAAUCAUCGAAGCCCCCGACGAGGCGGCCAUCAACGUGGCCUUCAAGAUCAGUAUGAAGAAGAAGAAUCGCAAGACCUUGCCUAUCAAGCCUCUGAUGACGGUGAGAACGAUGGACUUCUUUCUCGCCGUAGAAGAGCUGGGUCCCCCCGAUCCCCUCAUGCUACUGAUAGCCUUCCAAGGCUACCAGAAUCGGACGAGGAGGAUCGAAGGCAAGUAGCCGCGCUGAGAAAAGAAUGGCGGGUUAUGGAACGUCAGAGGAAAAGUGAGGCCAAUGCUGCUCAGGAAGAAACUCGUCGAAAGAAGAAAAACACAGUUCAUUCAUUUCCUCUAAAUAAUUCAUCAAAUGAGAGGACCAGUGCUGCGCCCGAACCACCUGUCAGGCAACGGCGGGAUACCUCAUCGCCCUCGAAUCAUAGGACAAGGAGAUUUUCUCCCUCUGAAGUUGAUGCCUUAGCGAACUCACCAGCGCAUUCUCUUCAUCCGCCAUCACCCAGAGAUCCUUCGUCGUCAUUUUCUGCAAGCCCUCCUGCCCUUCCCUACUUGCCCCUUCCAAACCAAUCUCAUCAUUCAAGCUCUCCUACAUCGCUGUCUGCGCCAACCUUUGUGGAGAAUACCUACGAUAGUCCCAUCGUAAUCGACAGUGAGCGCGAAACUAAUUCUCCCACACCUAUGGUCCUUCCCAUUGCCGAGAGCGAGUCUGACCUCGAUGAAGCACCUUUCCGUUCCUCACCUCGUAGAAACAGCCUGCGACGAACACAACCCCUAACACCAGACUCCGAUGCGUCCGAUUUCGAAUCUGCUGCUGCGAAAAAAGCACGUCGCAGAAUGAAAACCCUGAAUAGGAUGUAUCCUACGUUCAUGCUCUCGGCUUUGGAUAAGGAAGUGGAGAAAAAACGACGGCGACAGCGACAGUGCGAUACGUCUGCUCCUUUAGACGCCAAAAUGGCGCUGGGACAUGCCAGAAAAACAUUGAGGAAAGGGAAAGCUUUAGCAAAUGUCAAAGGAGAUAGUGAAACCUCUGAUGAAGACCUGAAAAGAGGACGGAGCACACCGCGCCCCUCUCGUUCACCAUCCGGGGUAAACACAUCUUUAGCUCGGCGCUCAUAUUCUCCCAACCUUUUCAACACGCCCUCGACCUCUUCCCGCGAUCAUUCAAGUCGCAUUCGCCCUGUCAAUGAUCAUCAAGUCGUCACUCAUAAACAUACCGAUGUGAUAGAUAUCUCUGACGAUUCGUCCGAAUCGGAAUGUUCCUCCUCCUCAUCUGAGAUCGAUGAUACCGAAAUCACCUCAUAUGUUCAUGGUGUAAACCCCAGCAAAGCUGGCCUUAGUUAUCCUCGGCAGGAGAAUCUCAUCGAUUAUAUGCUUGCUAAAAAUUGUCGCAUUGGUCGAAAACAGAGGUCAGGUGAGCGGAAAGUCAAAGGGAAAGGGAAAGGACGAAGAAGUGGGCGCAAUGAAUACGACUACAGUGGAAAAGACGGAGGGCCGGAUGGGCUGUCACGCGGUCAGAACUAUAAACAAAAACAAAUUACAUUCAAAAAUCAUCGAACCAGCCGUUCUGAGUCUACAUCCGUUUCAAGCCGUCUUGCUUCCUUGGAUAACAGACAACGUUUUACCGCAAGGUCCUACUCUCCGGAACUCAGUGAGAGGUACUGUAGUUCCUCUCGCUCUCCAAGUCGUAAUGACCAACCCCGCCGUGCUACACAACACCCUGUAAACAUUACCGAAACCGACAAACACAAGAAAACCAAGAAGCAGAGAGACAAGGAAAGACGAAAUCGAGCUAAAACCAACAACAUCUACGUCUUCCCCGGCAAUGGCACAUCAAUCACAACCGGUCGGCGGAGAGGCUUUGUUAACUUUGCGGGUGGAGAGCGUGGGGAGGUUUAUGAUCUCCAACAAGCGAGUGAUCGACGGCGAAGGCGAAGACAUCGAAAGGAUGGGAGGGAUGAGAAGAAUAUCAGAGAGAAAGACUUAAUUGACGAAGAUUUCCGAAGCGCUAUCGCGUCUGCUCCGAAGAUAUCCAAGCCAAAACCGCAAUUUACUUGUGUACCCAAAGCCGUAUACCAGCAGGCAAACGCGGCAGAGGAACUCAGAGCUCAAGUCCGGAAUACACCUCUCGAGAUGAAGGCAGAACAAUCGCCGGAAGUCUCCGACAACAAGCCUCUGAUUUGUGGUAUAACAUUUGGACCCUCCACCUACAUAGGCAAAGGAAUACUCUCACAGCUCCUCGACGGGUCAGAUAAUACAAUGACAAUCUCUUACUCUGCACACGGCUUCACCGUAAACUCCCUAACAUCGUCAAUAGAUCUUCAAACCAUGUUACCUGGGAUAUGCAAUGGGGUAUUGGAGAGUCUCAACGAUUUGCCAGACGAUGACGAUGAUGCCCGAUAUCGGGAAUGGGAAUCUCUUCUUCGUGGCGUUUGUCGGGCGAUUUCCCUGCGCAUGUCGAAAGGCGAAGCAAGGGAAACCGGCGAGGAGGCCCUCAAAGCGUCUAUCCGCGACCAGUCUACGAAAAUUGUUUCUCGAUUGCAGGACGCUAGUGUUGACCUACCUGUAUUGAAUCUAUGUUGGUUUGCCGUUGAAAUCCUCCUUCGAGCCGCCUUCAGUCCGACCUCUCCCCCACUAUAUAGUGCCAUGAAACUUCUGGUCACGCACGCCUUCCGAUUUGGCAUUUCAAAAGCGUUGUCGCACGUCCGGAAUAAUAAGCAUCUAACAGACUCCUCUUCCAUGUCUCAACGUAUUGCGGAACUGUGGGUCUGCCUUUUUCAUGUCACACCGGGCAAUGCCUUCUGGAAACUAGUUGAAGAUGUCUUUCAGGAUAGGAUGGGUGAUGGUGAUGGUCUAGACACGAGCGAAGCGAUUUGGAGCAGUCUCUCCGGGUUGUGUGCAUUGGCCCAGUUCACCGUUCAUGGAGUUACCACAUCCAAUUCUCGGUUGCCUCCUGCAUGGAACAUUGUUUCCCUCGCCCUCAAGCAAGUGCGACUGGGAGCCGAUCACAAUAUAGAUGAUCAUCUCUCAAGCAAAACACUCCAGACCCGUGAUCGAUACAUCCGCUUGCUGAUGGCGCGCUGUUUCUUAUUAAAUAGUCUUUGGAAGUGGAAACUCGACAGCCCUGCUUCAUCGACAGUACUGAAUCAAUUGCUGGAGAUUUUUAGGAGCCGAAACUUUGCUAACCUCGUUGGAGAAAAAAAACCCGAUUUCCCAGCUUUCUUUUCCACUCAUAACUGGAGACUCUGUUCGCAAUACAAUGAGAAUGAUACUGCUUUUGAGCUCUACCUCAAGCUGAUUGUCCAAGCAGCAGGCGGAGCGGAGACCGACGGUCUGGGUGGCCGCAUCGUCAGUCCUCGGAUUAGGAAACUUUUGUCUCUGGUUACCCCACAGAGUGCUUUGACCUUUGGGAUCGACGGGUCUUCGAGUCCGGACGUUUCCAUGUUGUACAACCGGGUUGCUGCUGUCUCUUUAACCAUCUACUUGGAUCCCUCUACUCAUGCCUCCAGGUUGAGUCACGCCAGGAAAUACAUCAACUUUCAGGAGGCAGACGCAAACACGCGAACGGUGUUCAUCCAGUGCCUUAUGCGGCUUUCAAUGUUGAUGGUAAUUUCGCGCAUACCCAUGACGGAAACUUUUGCCUGGUUUGGGGAUAUUGGUAAUGUUUUGGCGCGGGAAGUCAAAAAUAAAGGCAGCGCGUUUAACAAAGCCGUCAUUCACAUCAAUCUCCUACUACGUUCUUUGCGAUACAUUAUUGUUUCGUAUGGAGAAAUUAGGGAGUAUCCUGACCCUGGCUUUUUUGUGCCUCUCGCUCAUCUGUUUCACGCGCUGUGCGGGACCGAAAACGACAUGACGACCCUGGAACUCAUGCGCUUGAUUCAGUCCUUUCUCUCGGAAAGGGCGAAGAUCGUACCCGCACCGAUACGACCCAGUCUCCCUGAGACGGAAACGGAAGAAUCGCAAGAAACUCAGUAUGAUGAUGAACAAUGGGAUAUGAAUGACCCACACCUUUUGGCCGCACUUGACAACGAUUCGAUGGCGCCUUCAGUUAAUUACGCGUCAAAGGACUCCGAAGUUGUGACUGGUCGAAAACUAGAUGGCAUUCGUUGGUUGUUCUUCCGAGCGUUCAAGGAUUAUAUUCAGAAGACCAAACUCGAUGAAACACUUCUCGUUCGGGCUGAAGAUUUUUUAGAUGCUUGGCUUGGGUGUGUGGAUUUGAUCCUCCGUCAUGACACGAAGAACAAGACGUGGCUUCAUGCCCUAGAGAUGGGUAGAAAAAUAUGGUCUUCCUUACCAGAUGUCAGGAGAAAGCGUCGUAUCAAGAUACGAUUUAUGUUUAAUAUGCUGAGGCUAGAGCCCAAGUCUUAUCUCGAAUUCCCUGAUCGAUCAUUGGAAUGUCUGCUGCCAGCAUUACUCCCUGUUACAGUGCCUUCCGAGUUAACGAUAGAAAACGAAUUUCUAUCGCUCCUGCUUUCGAUUGACGGCCCACGGCACCCUUUACUCCGAAGUCUUCCCUUUGGUCGUCCGAGCUCGGCUGUCGAUUAUAACAUCUCCGUUUCCGAGUUACAAAGUGCUCGUUGGGGAGCAUUACGCAAUAUAUUUACCACCGUGAAUGAAAGUCUACAACGUGGUGAAAACGGGCCAGAAGCGGAAGGUCAAAAGUAUCUUGGUUGGUGUAUCGACUUCUUGUCUCUCCUCCGUGAUCUGGGUCAAGUGAGUUGCUCAGAAAUCAUGUCCGAAGAAGCUCCGGCCGUUCUGUUUAUAUCGCAUGAUCAUGAUCACUAACGCAGCAUUUCCUUAUAGUCAUCGCCACCCUAUAUGACAAAAGAUUAUGAGAAGAGCUGUCUUCGCGUAUGGGAGUUGAUGCAGGAACAACCCCAACUGACCGCUAGGAAACAGCCACGCUUAGUUCACUGGGACAAUUGGGCGUUGAACUUGAGGCGAUGUUCAGAAGGUGUCGACCGCUUAACACUGGUUAAUUGAGUUGGGAGGUCAGGCGAACAAGGAACUAUGUGCCUCGAGGAAGUUGAAUUGUCAUAAGUCGUCGAACUGUUCUAUCACAGAAGCCGUGCAUUAUCUUGAUAACUGGAGCCCAGAAUGGGGCUCGCCGCUCAGGUAGAGAUCCACGUUAUGAUUGACGAAGUUUGUGUUUCGCAGACACCCUGAAAUAUGACUGAAAUAUAGAUGCCUGUGCCGCAC
This is a messenger RNA of Marasmius oreades (fairy-ring Marasmius), 6063 nucleotides long. RefSeq lists its product as uncharacterized. The transcript has 8 exons. The record is from RefSeq and is a predicted model, not a curated record. Gene Ontology annotation, biological process: replication fork processing; double-strand break repair via homologous recombination. Lineage: Eukaryota; Fungi; Basidiomycota; Agaricomycetes; Agaricales; Marasmiaceae. Bases 58 to 5649 code for a protein of 1863 amino acids. Gene Ontology annotation, cellular component: Cul8-RING ubiquitin ligase complex; nucleus.